CAAUUUUCUUACAUGAGUCUAUUUCUAUGUACUUUCAUGUCUUAUUCUCAUGCUCUUACAAUGUCAUCCUUCAAGACAACGCACACGCUAGGGUGAGCUCUAAGUAGAUGUGAAAGGUUACCUACUUCUGAUGGUAUAAACUGCAAUCCACAAACACAAACUAGACAACACUAUUCCUUCAAAUUUAUAUUGAGAAUUAUCAUUCUCUGAAAUAGAGUUACUAUCCCUGCUGAUAACAGCAUCUACUCUUCCCUCGUUAAUAACUCUUCUGUCUCCGACACACUCAAACUCUCAACAUACCUUAAAUAUUAUGCUCCCAUGAUCGGCUUCAACUAUCUCUAGAAUGUCCGAAACAUCUGCCACACAACAUGUCAAAACUCGCAUCCUUGUCAUAUCCGACACGCACGGGUCGAAGCCAAAGCCCAAACACAAAGGCGGGCCUACCACUGAUGAUGAGCUCAACGAAAAGGAUGUCUCGCGUGUGACGACAGGUUGGAGAGAGUCUCUCCCAGAGGCGGAUGUUGUGAUCCAUUGCGGAGACCUUACGAAGCGAACUACAAUUCCUGAAUUCGAAAAUACCUUCUCUAUGUUACGGUCUAUUCAGGCCCCUCUCAAACUGGUCAUUGCAGGCAACCAUGACAUGGCGCUUCAUGACGAUUAUUGGAUCAAUGAGUAUGGCGGUCCGGCGGACACGCUCGACAAGGUCAAGACUAUUCUUCAAGAGGCUGAGAAAGAUGGUGUUCGGUACUUGACAGAGGGCGUUCAUGUGUUGACCCUGCAAAAUGGCGCUCUGUUGAAAGUGUAUGCGAGUCCGUGGACUCCUUCGUAUGGUGGCUGGGCAUUUCAAUAUGAGAAUGGACACGACUUCAACAUCCCCAAGGAAACCGAUGUGGCCAUUACUCACGGUCCUCCGCAAGGUAUCUGCGACUUUGCAGGCAUGACUGGAACCCACGCUGGCUGUCCCGAUCUCCGUGCCGCAGUCGCUCGUGCCAAACCCAAGAUUCAUUGCUUCGGCCACAUUCAUGAAGCUUGGGGGACGCACCAUGUGACAUGGAAAGGCAAUGACAUUGAUGAGAAACUGUCAAGAAAAGUCGGGCUCAGGGGGCUACGACCAAAUCGCGUGACGCAGAAUGAGGAAGAGGCUAAUGCAACGAGGGUGAAGCUAAUCGGGAUGAGCAAGCAAAGAGCUGCACAUCUGGACCUCACUCAGGGCGACAGUCGCGUGGUUCAAGGGGAGCAAACAUUGUUUGUGAACGCAGCGAUCAUGGAUAUCAGAUAUAGACCUAUACAGCUACCGUGGCUAAUUGAUGUAGACUUGGUGAGAGCUGGGCCGCUGUGAGAGGUCCUAGACGAACAACUACGGAUACAUCAUUAUCAUUACGAAUCGUAACAUAGAUACAUAUUAACUGAAAACUGAUAGUUUCAAUGCUUGUUUAUUACUGACUAA
This is a messenger RNA of Fusarium verticillioides 7600, 1447 nucleotides long. RefSeq lists its product as hypothetical. The transcript has 2 exons. The record is from RefSeq and is a predicted model, not a curated record. Gene Ontology annotation, molecular function: hydrolase activity. NCBI's taxonomy places the organism in Eukaryota, Fungi, Ascomycota, Sordariomycetes, Hypocreales, Nectriaceae. The coding region runs from base 344 to 1339 and encodes 331 amino acids.